AGACUGUAAUUCCUUUACCUACUAUACAUAAAACAGAACAUUACACUAAUCCCUGUGAUUGCACUGAAGCCACAGAGUACACCAGUUUGUCCAUUAUGUAUGUAUGUUGAACUAUUCAUCACUUACUCUGGACAAAUGACACCAAUAGCGUGUAGGGUGUUGCUAAGUGGUUGUACGGACUGUUUGCGUUUCUGGUCUCCUUAUUAAGAGGUGCUGCUUCAUCACUUCAAUAAAAGCGCUGUAGUGAAGAGGGAGCGCGCAGACAGAGACAGCGUGAGGAAGAGUUCAGACCCGUGCUCACAGGUGCGCAACGGACACGCGCACAACAGCUCUCUCUCUCUCUCUCUCUCUCUCUCUCUAUACAGGGAACAAAAAUAUUGUUAAGAUUGAUCCACGCGCAAGACAGCUGGGAUGUGCGGCAGAAAUAUGACUCAGGAAAGCCAAGAGGACGGCAGCUUGAACCAGCUUGGGGGAAGGUUUCUGAAUGGCCGUCCUCUACCUGCCCAUAAAAGGAAGCUGAUGAUAGAGCUGGCAUCAGAGGGGGUGCGUCCAUGUGACAUCUCUAGGAUUCUGAAGGUGUCAAGUGGAUGCGUCAGCAAGAUCUUACGCUGGUACCGAUGCACCGGCCUCUGGGUCCCUAAAGCCACAGGAGGCAGCAGACCAAGACUCCUCACACCUGAUGUGGUCUCUACUAUAGCACAGUACAAGCGUACCAGUCCAACACUUCCUGCAUGGGAGAUCCGCAAGAAGCUUUCGUCAGAGCAAGUGUGCCGUGCUGACAGAGUUCCGAGUGUGUCUUCCAUUAACCGCAUUCUGAAGAGGAUUCAGCAUGACUGGAACGGGGAAAAACACACAUAUGAAGGUUUGGCAGAGCCACAUGCCCUGGAAAGCACACUUCCACCAAACUGGAUCUCACAGAACAAGCCACCUUCAGCAGUCAGCUGUUCAAACAGCAUUGGUUCAUUGGUUCACCAAACAAGACUUUCUUCUCCUCUGGUUCAUAAUAGUGGAACCCACAGUCACUGCAUCUCAAACAUGACAGCUGGAUUUCUAUUGGCACAUCAUACAAACAGAUCAGCUUAUUCUCCAGAAUGUACUGCUCAUCCUUCAUUCACUGGACACUGUAUUUGAUCGGAAGAGUUGGUACCGGACAUGUUAGAGCAGUAGGUCAAUUAUAGAACUGGAUGAGUCAUUUACAUGGGGAGAGUUCAGGCAGUCUUAUGUAACAGCAGAGGGCAGCAGAGCAAAUAAAUAACAGCUACAUCUCAAACUGAGUAUCCAGAGUAACUGCAUGGCAUAUACCUUAUAGCUGUAAACUAUCAGUUCUUGAAAUGUACUCUUAACAUUGGUGCUAUUAGCAAUAGAAACAUUAUGGUUUAACUGCAUAAAAUGACAAAAUUAAAACAACAACAAUGGAAUUGUGGAUUUAUAAUGGACAAUGGAAUUUGUGGCUUUAUCUACAUAAAUAAUAAUUAUAUUGACAUUUAUAUAUUUAAUUCCUAAUUAAUAGCAAUAUAUAACAUUGUCCUUUUGAGAAAGAGGAAUAAGUAAUUCUGAACAGAAAAAAGAAUUAUGGGAAUUAUUUUAUUACAGAGUCAUAAAAUAUAAGGAGGAAACUUCUACAUAAGUAAAUUUUCCACCUUAUGUAUUGUGGUCCUCUGAACAACCAUGAACCUGAUUAAGACAAUGUGGUUACC
This is a messenger RNA of Hemibagrus wyckioides, 1697 nucleotides long. It is a transcript of the gene pax4, whose product is annotated as paired box 4. Lineage: Eukaryota; Metazoa; Chordata; Actinopteri; Siluriformes; Bagridae. The record is from RefSeq and is a predicted model, not a curated record. Bases 412 to 1131 code for a protein of 239 amino acids. The transcript is spliced from 6 exons. Gene Ontology annotation, molecular function: DNA-binding transcription factor activity, RNA polymerase II-specific; RNA polymerase II cis-regulatory region sequence-specific DNA binding. Gene Ontology annotation, biological process: regulation of transcription by RNA polymerase II; anatomical structure development.